AUGAACAGCAGCAACAAGUUAGCGCUUUCCAAUGCAAUUCGGACCGAGGUACGGCGCUAUGAAAUUGUAAAGAACAACUUUGCCAAACUUUUUAAGCAGUUGGAGAGGGUCGACGACCUACAACUUCGCUCUGGUUUAAACGUUCACCUUCACAGCAUCCAAGCGGCGUGCACUAACAGUCAAGAAUGGACCUUCAGUCGAACCGUCCAAGAGCUCCAUCUGGGGGUGUUGGGAGGUCUCCGCAGUGGAAAGUCAGCCUUGGUCCACAGACACAUGACUGGGAGCUACCUCCCGCUAGAGAACCCAGAUGAGGGCAGGUAUAAGAAGGAGGUGCUGGUUGAUGGUAACAGUCACAUGUUGCUGAUCAGGGAGGAGACAGGACCCCCAGAUGCACAGAUGGCUAACUGGGUGGACGGGGUCAUCCUGGUCUUCAGUCUGGAGAAUGAGGCCAGUUUCCAGGAAGUGUACAGGAACUACAGCGAGCUGGGCUCUCACCGCAACAUCGCUGAGAUCCCCUUCAUAGUCGUGGGCACCCAAGAUAAAAUCACCAGCACCAACCCUCGGGUGAUAGAGGACGCCAGGGCCAGACAGCUGUGUUCAGACGUGAGGCGCUGUACCUACUACGAGACCUGCGCUACCUACGGCCUCAACGUCAACCGCGUCUUCACCGAGGCUGCCCACAAGAUCAUGGCAGUGAAGAAGCAGGCAGCUAUACUGGCCUCCUGUAAAUCCCUGCCCAACUCUCCCAGUCACUCUGGAGGCUCUACGCCAGUGUCAGGAGUCUUUCCUGGGCAGGCCAGUAAUGGUGGUCAGAGCAGUGACUACUCGUCCUCUCUGCCCUCCACCCCAGUGAUCAGUCAUAAGGAGAUCGGUGGGGCAGCAGGCGGGGAGAGGCUGGGCAGUGCCACCCCAGGGUCUGUCCACAGCGCCUCCCGGCGACGCACCGGCUCCCGCUUCACGGGCCGUAGGGGCAGUGACUCGGAGAGGAGGAGUACAGACAGUAAGACAGGAGACCUGGGCAGUGGACGCUCCAUCCCCAUUAAACAGAGUAUCCUGCUGAAGCGCAGUGGCAACUCCCUCAACAAGGAAUGGAAGAAGAAAUAUGUCACGCUGUCCAACAACGGCAUGCUCUCCUAUCACUCAAGCGUCAAUGACUACAUGCAGAAUGCCCAUGGGAAGGAAAUGGACAUGCUGCGUGUGACUGUGAAGGUGCCAGGGAAACGCCCGCCCCGCGCUGGUGCCGUCCCUUCCUGUGGCCCUCCGCCCGGCCUCAACGGCCUGGUCAAAGACGUACAGGUGCCUGAGGGGGCCAUCCCUGGUAGUGGCAGUAACCUCCUGCCGGUAGAGGAGGGGGCGGGAGGAGGGUUGUCAGAGGGGUGCAGAGGGGUGCAGCGCUGUCCCUCUACUGUCUCCUACAAGACCCAAAGUGUGGACACUGCCAUCGAGGGUGUGUCCAACCCCUCCUCCUCUAAAGACACAGGCCCCGCCUCCCCGAUGGUUGACAGGAAGAAGCAUCGCAAGAAGAAGAGCAUGAACCUGAAAGGAGACACAGCAAUUGGCCAAGCAGAUGACGAGGAUAACUUUGACUUCCUUAUCGUGUCAAGCACGGGCCAGACGUGGCACUUUGAGGCCCAGAGUGUGGAGGAAAGGGACGCCUGGGUGACUGCCAUCGAGAGCCAGAUCCUGGCCAGCCUGCAGCUGUGUGAGAGCAGCAAGAACAAGGCUCGUAAGAACAGCCAGAGUGAAGCUGUGGCGCUGCAGGCUAUCCGUAACGCCAAGGGCAACAGCCUCUGUGUGGACUGUGAAGCACCUAACCCAACGUGGGCCAGUCUGAACCUGGGGGCUCUUAUCUGCAUUGAGUGUUCAGGGAUCCACAGGAACCUGGGCACCCACCUGUCCCGUGUCCGCUCUCUAGACCUGGACGACCUGCCCAGAGAACUCACCCUGGUGCUGGGCGCCAUUGGCAACCACCUGGCCAACAGCAUCUGGGAGGGACGCACACUGGGCCGCCGGAAACCCACACCCGACGCCACCCGAGAGGAGCGGGAAUCGUGGAUCCGGGCCAAGUAUGAGCAGAGGCUGUUUGUAGCUCCGCUGGUCCCGCCUUCCCCCUCCAUGUCCCCCAGCCAGGGGUCAGAGGUCAACACGCUAUCGGCAAGUCUGCUGGUGGCCGUGAUGGAGAGGGACCUCCCCCGCCUGCUCCUCCUCCUGGCCCACAGCACCAAGGACGACAUUAACGCCCCACUCCGCCCAGGGGGUCACCUCUCUCCUCAGCCCCCUGCUGCAUUCCCCAGCUCUCCCAUGGGGGGAUCCCCCCUGCCGCCCCACUCAGCGCUGCAUGCUGCCUGCCAGCUCGCCGACGUGGUCAUGACCCAGUUGCUGGUCUGGUAUGGCAGUGAUGUGAGGUGUCGGGACGCCCAGGGGCAGACGGCCCUCACGUUGGCGCGUUACGCUGGAAGUCAGGAGUGUGCUGACAUCCUCCUGCAGUAUGGCUGCCCCAACGAGCCGGCCCCCUCGGUUGCCACAACGCCCAGCCUCUCAGUCGCCACGACACCCAGCCUUUCGCGCAAGAGCAGCGCCGCCAGCCUCAGCCGCAGCAGCAGCUCCAGAAGAGCAGUGUCUUAA
Messenger RNA from Salvelinus namaycush (lake trout), 2625 nucleotides. Its product is annotated as arf-GAP with GTPase, ANK repeat and PH domain-containing protein 1-like. The transcript is spliced from 18 exons. Gene Ontology annotation, molecular function: protein binding; GTPase activator activity; GTP binding. The record is from RefSeq and is a predicted model, not a curated record. The coding region runs from base 1 to 2625 and encodes 874 amino acids. NCBI's taxonomy places the organism in Eukaryota, Metazoa, Chordata, Actinopteri, Salmoniformes, Salmonidae. Gene Ontology annotation, cellular component: nucleus.